This is a messenger RNA of Colletotrichum spaethianum, 471 nucleotides long. RefSeq lists its product as uncharacterized. Bases 1 to 471 code for a protein of 156 amino acids. The record is from RefSeq and is a predicted model, not a curated record. NCBI's taxonomy places the organism in Eukaryota, Fungi, Ascomycota, Sordariomycetes, Glomerellales, Glomerellaceae. The transcript has a single exon.
AUGCCUGCUGUACAUAUCAACACAGCCAAUAUUGCCGGCGAGGUGAGGAGCCUUGUCGCACGAGUCACCUCAGUCCGCGGCAGCAGCGGCCGGGCCAGAGGCGUCAGAAUUAUUAGUGGCGGUAUCAUCGCAGCUAUUGUAAUCGCUGUAGUUGUCCUCAUCGUUGCAGUUAUCUUUGGCAUCUUCAUCUUCCGCCGCCACAAGAAACAGCGCGCGAGACGCCAGCAGGAGAUGCAAAAGUACUACGGCGACAACCGCUCUAGCAUCGGCACCGAGGCACCGAGUGGCCCAGCUCCGGGUCAAGCGAACUUCGGAAACACCAGCCACGGUUAUGGCUAUGGCCAGGGUGCAGGCUAUGGUUACGCACACACUGCUCAGCCAGGACAGGCUGGCUAUAACGCGCAGAACCAUGGCGGUGUGCCUCCCAUGGCGCCCGCUUACACUGCCGAUCAUGUUACCCAUACGAAAUAG